AUAGAGGAGAGAGGACUGUACCAGGACAAGGUGUUCUGCUUCAUCCAUCUGAGUGUUCAGGAGUUUCUGGCUGCUCUUCAUGUCCAUCUGACCUUCAUCAGCUCGGGAGUCAAUGUGCUGGAAGAAGAAACAACCUUCAAUUGGGCUAAAUUAUUUAAGAAACGAAGCGUACAAUCGUUCCACCAGACAGCAGUGAACAAGGCCAUACAGAGUCCAAAUGGCCACCUUGACUUGUUCCUCCGCUUCCUCCUUGGUCUUUCACUGCAGACCAAUCAGAGUCUCCUACAAGGUCUGCUGACACAGAAAGGAAGUAGCUCACAGACCAAUCAGGAAACAGUUCUGUACAUCAAGAAGAAACUCAGCGAGAAUCUGUCUGAAGAGAAAAGCAUCAAUUUGCUCCACUGCCUGAAUGAACUGAAUGAUCAUUCUCUAGUGAAAGAGAUCCAACAGUCCCUGAGAUCAGGAAGUCUCUCCAGAGAUAAAUUGUCUCCUGCUCAGUGGUCAGCUCUGGUCUUCAUCUUACUGUCAUCAGAAAAAGAUCUGGAUGUGUUUGACCUAAAGAAAUACUCUGCUUCAGAGGAGGCUCUUCUGAGGCUGCUGCCAGUGGUCAAAGCCUCCAAUAAAGCUCUACUGAGUGGCUGUUUUCUCUCACAGAGAAGCUGGGAAGCUCUGUCCUCAGCUCUCAGUGCUCAGUCUUCAAGUCUGAAAGAGCUGGACUUGAGUAAUAACAACCUAAAGGAUACAGGCGUGAAGCUUUUGUGUCUUGCACUGCAGAGUCCACACUGUACCCUAAAAACUCUGAGACUGAUUGUCUGUAACCUCUCAAAGAGAAGCUGCGAAACACUGUCCUCAGUUCUCAGAUCACAGUCCUCUAGUCUGAAAGAGCUGGACCUGAGUGACAAUGACCUGGAGGAUUUGGGAGUGAAGCUUCUGUCUGCUGCAGUGAAGAGUCCACAUUGUACACUGGAAUCUCUCCGGUUAGGAUUCAGUCUUUGCCACUCAUUAUUACGUUAAUGAAUCAAUAGAUAAAGGUUACAGAAUUAUAAAGUAUAUUAUUAUUUUUAUGCCUUUAGAUGAAUCAUUGGACUCCAAAUUACUGUCUGUAAAGAUUUUCAUAACCCUGCAAGAAAUCCAGGAGUUGUUUCUGAUCAUGUUAUACUGUAUUCUUUAAUGUUCACCUUAGAGAGUAUCCUGCAAUAGAUACUCAUGCAUUUAUAACUUUCUCAGACUUGGGUUGAAAAACUGAGUCACACACUUUUAGAUCUAGGCUAAAUUAUUAUUUAUUAUUA
This is a messenger RNA of Haplochromis burtoni (Burton's mouthbrooder), 1289 nucleotides long. RefSeq names its product NACHT, LRR and PYD domains-containing protein 3-like. NCBI's taxonomy places the organism in Eukaryota, Metazoa, Chordata, Actinopteri, Cichliformes, Cichlidae. The annotation marks the transcript as partial. The transcript has 3 exons. Gene Ontology annotation, molecular function: protein binding. The record is from RefSeq and is a predicted model, not a curated record.